Messenger RNA from Micromonas pusilla CCMP1545, 1560 nucleotides. RefSeq lists its product as uncharacterized. The record is from RefSeq and is a predicted model, not a curated record. The transcript has a single exon. Lineage: Eukaryota; Viridiplantae; Chlorophyta; Mamiellophyceae; Mamiellales; Mamiellaceae. Bases 1 to 618 code for a protein of 205 amino acids.
AUGCCAUAUAUAGUUAUCAUUAUUAUCUUAGUUUUAUUGUUUAUUUGUGUUUUAUUUCACGUACAAGUGAUGUCCCAACGUACAAGUGAUGUCCCAACUACAUGUACCUUAAAAUUGGAACAGCUAGUAAUUCUGUACAUGAAUGCACUAGUGACUUCAACUCAUGUCGAAGACAAGCGCUCAAAAAUCCCUUCGAGCAGCGCUCUUCUCGUAAACGUAUCUGUUGGGACUAUAGACGAAAACAUUAGACACCUGCGACCGGACGUAAUUAAGACAGACACCGAAGGAUUCGAUUCCGCCGUACUUGAAGGAGGAAAGAAAACACUCUGCACAAAACACACAGAACAAACUGUUCCCGUGGUAUUGUUCGAGAAACACAAGCUCAAUCUUUGGUCUGAGAGCGAGAAGCGCUUACAUGGCAUCGUGACGUGGUUAGAUACCUGUGGAUACAACUGCUACGUUGUCGGGCCAAGACUAGAGACAGCAAAAAUAUCGCAAGGCUGCUGGCAUGAUGUGUGGGAAGCACUAACUUGGUCAAACUUCAUCUGCGCGCACCGAGUCUCUGCUGAACGUCUCGUGAGUGAGUACGAUGGAUGGGCUGUUAUGGAUAAACCGUAAGUUUCAAGGUGAAGGUCGUUAACGGAAGCGUUAUAUGGCAAUUAUAACUAUCGAAGUAUGUGGCAACAACUGCAUGUUCUUCAUCAUGCGAGAGCCUGGUCCCGCAACUUUUUUAAUCGUCGUAAACCUAAAGUGUUGCGAUUCAUUUAUACUCACGAUAAAAGAUAUCAAAACUCUGAGAAAGCCCCUUGUCGAUGUCGGGAUGAUUUGAUCGCUCGUCAGGAUCCGAAGCGAGGCUGUACACGAUCAAACCACCGUAUCACCGUUGUCACACUAGCGCUUGCAGUGAGCCGGCAUGACCUUAGGUUUCCAACAGAGGUUAUGUAGUUCAGGCCCAGCGGGAACAUUUAUUUAUUGCUCGAAUACAUACAUAUCACACGAGCCAAGUGAUAGAGCUACGUGUACAACGCGUUACACGUACAGUAUGUGUAGUUGUGUACAUGUAGAUGUGUGCAGACAGAUAAGUCAGAUAACUUCCUUCGUAUGUCGACAGCACGCACACAAAAAGUAAGCGUACUUCGAGGUACUCUAUCUAUUACUCUUGUAUGUACGAAAGUACGAAGGUAGAAGGUACGAAAGUACUUCCGGAAGUACGUAGGUACGAAAGCACUUUAGCUGACGGUGCUUUCGCUGACGGUGCUCCUGAUAUUGGGGAGAUAGAACAUACCCUUACAACUUUUUAGAUGCCUCAACAUACACACAGUUUUGAUUAUUUUCUGUUAGAAGAAGGAAAGACAACAAAGACGCGGCUUCAGGCACAGGAAGAUACCGAGUUGAAGACCAGAUGGACGCAAACGAUUUCACAACUCGUGCUAAUAUUACAGAUACUACUGGUGGGGGUACACAACAAUUUACCACCCUUUUUACCCGUCUAUAUCUUCAAGAGAACAGCUUAGUCCCGCUCUCUCGUGAAAUAAUUACAAAAUAACAAAAUUACAGGUG